Trametes versicolor FP-101664 SS1 is the source of this 1338-nucleotide messenger RNA. RefSeq names its product PLP-dependent transferase. The transcript is spliced from 2 exons. Bases 1 to 1338 code for a protein of 445 amino acids. Gene Ontology annotation, molecular function: pyridoxal phosphate binding. Gene Ontology annotation, biological process: biosynthetic process. The record is from RefSeq and is a predicted model, not a curated record. NCBI's taxonomy places the organism in Eukaryota, Fungi, Basidiomycota, Agaricomycetes, Polyporales, Polyporaceae.
AUGUCACUCGAGGACAAGCUGAACGCCGCGCUCACCUCGCGCGAAAAGCGGCUCAUCCGGCGCAGACUCUACGACCCCUCCGCGGACGCGCACCUCGUCGACUUCUCCACAAACGACUACCUCUCCCUCUCGCGCUCGCCCGCCCUCCGCGCCCGCUUCCUCGCGCGCCUCGCCUCUGCCCCCGACGUCCUCGGAUCGGGGGGCUCGCGCCUGCUCGUGAACGGACACGCGCACGCGGCGUUAGAGGCGCGCCUGGCGGGGUUCUUCCGCGCGCCCGCGGCGCUCCUCUUCAACUCCGGGUUCGACGCGAAUGCAGGCUUCUUCGCGUGCGUGCCUCAACCGGGCGAUGCAGUCGUGUUCGACGAGCACAUCCACGCGUCCGUGCACGAUGGCGUGCGCGCAUCGCGGGUCGGCGCGCGGGUGCCGUUCGCGCACAACUCGAUACCCGCGCUGCGGGUGGCGCUCGAGCGGGUACGCCAAGACAGGCCGGCGUUGGUAAACGGCGGGAGCAGCGUGUUCGUCGCGGUGGAGACGUUAUACAGCAUGGACGGGACGCUUGCGCCGCUAUUGGAGAUCGUGGAGACCGUGGAGGAGCUCUUCCCGCACGGGAAUGGGUACGUGGUCGUGGACGAGGCGCAUUCGACAGGGGUGUACGGCCCUCAAGGGAGAGGGCUUGUCGCGGCCCUUGGGUUGGAAGACAGAAUAUUCGCGCGUCUGCACACGUUUGGCAAGGCCCUCGCAGCCACUGGAGCGAUUUUGCUGGUCACGCCGCUCGUGCGCGACUACCUGCUGAACUACGCGCGGCCACUCAUCUAUACCACGUCCCUGAGCAACGCGAACAUCGUCGCCGCGGAGUGCUCGUUCGAUAUGCUGGAGGAGGGCGAGGCACAAAAGGCACGUACUCUCAUCUCAUAUACUACCGACGCACUGACGCCCCCUCAGCUUUCCAUACAGCUGCUCAGCCUCUGCUCACACUUCACGACCUCCUUCGCGGCACAACUAGCAGAGCACCGUAUUCCCCCAUCCCUCAUCUCCAUCCCCACAGACCUCGCCGUGCUGCCGACGCCGAUCAUUCCCGUCCUAACCCCGCAUCCGCGGCCGCUUUCCGCGCAUCUGCGGGUACGCGGACUAAACGCGCGCCCGAUCACUUGGCCGACGGUGCCCAAAGGCGCGGACCGCGUGCGGAUCUGCCUGCACUCACAAAAUUCAGUGGAGGAGGUGGACCGGCUGGUGAGCGCGAUGAUCGAGUGGGCGGAGAGUUGGCGGGCGGCGCAGGACGCUGUCCAGAGGGAAAAGGGGGGCGCGGGCGCGGUGGUGGUCGCGCAAGCAAAACUUUAG